UAUCCUGAAUUUUAGAGAAUGGAGGAGGACUUCCAAUAUCCAAGGGCCAAGGAGCCAAAUCUGGAAAACCUGACUGUGGCCCAGGAGGUCCAAAUGGACAGUGGAUGAAAAUACCAAGACCAGCAGGAGCAGCAGGGACCAACACCAAAGGUUACGGCGCAGGAGCAGGUGUUCCCAACCGAUUUGGCAUCAAACCUGGUUAUGCUAACAAUGGAUAUGGAGGCUUUGGAUAUCCCAGCGCAGGCCAACAACCAAUUUACAGACCAGAAGCCAACCUUGGAGGAGCUGGCUAUGUCAAGGGAAACGCUUACCCAGGAAAUGCAGGUCCUGGUGAACAUUCUCAAGCAGGUUAUCCAAAUGGCGAGGUUGCUGGUGUCCAGCCUAACUAUGCUAAUCUUGGCCACAGUGUUCCAACAAGCGAUGCAAAAUCAGGUGGUGGGGUGCAAGUGCCUUACAACGGCCCCCCAGCUGGGGUAGAUGGUUCAAAUCAGCCUGAGCCACAACCAGUUGGCCUCGGUCCUAAUGGAAAACAAGGCCCGGUGUACGGUGGAAUGGAGGGCUUGCCUUACGGGGGUCAGGCUGGGAUGGGGCCUGAGAAAGCCAACGCCAAGUUUGGCAUUGGUGGCUUGCAGUUCGGUGGAAACCCUCAAACAUUAAAUAAUGGCGGAGGUUAG
Syngnathus typhle (broad-nosed pipefish) is the source of this 674-nucleotide messenger RNA. RefSeq names its product calymmin (gene cmn). Bases 105 to 674 code for a protein of 189 amino acids. NCBI's taxonomy places the organism in Eukaryota, Metazoa, Chordata, Actinopteri, Syngnathiformes, Syngnathidae. The transcript has 13 exons. The record is from RefSeq and is a predicted model, not a curated record.